This is a messenger RNA of Papilio xuthus (Asian swallowtail), 1256 nucleotides long. RefSeq names its product N-terminal amidohydrolase 1 (gene Ntan1). Gene Ontology annotation, biological process: ubiquitin-dependent protein catabolic process. The coding region runs from base 283 to 1224 and encodes 313 amino acids. Gene Ontology annotation, molecular function: protein-N-terminal asparagine amidohydrolase activity. The transcript has 9 exons. Gene Ontology annotation, cellular component: nucleus. NCBI's taxonomy places the organism in Eukaryota, Metazoa, Arthropoda, Insecta, Lepidoptera, Papilionidae. The record is from RefSeq and is a predicted model, not a curated record.
CUAACUUGUGGAUAACACGUUAAGACGUCGUCGAGAACGGACGUCACUAUCGCUGAAAAGUCUUUUGAACGUUUUAAGUUAUUAAAAUUGUGUGUUCUGUGCAGAAACUUGAAUGGUAUAAAACUUUGUUGUGACCAACAGUGUUUAGUUCUGAAGAUAAACAAGUAGAUACUACAGGUCCAAGCCGCAUGGAUAACUCUGUGUAAAACCCACUUGACAUAAAUGUGGCGACGCGACCUGAAUGAUCAUCACAUCGAGUGCUCCACCCAUUAAACAGCUAGUAUGGUGGUGGUGCUGAACGGUGUUUUGGCGGACGACUGCCCUACAUCAGUGCGGGCGCUGCUAGCCGCACAUCCCGGCUACAGGGACGCGGCCGCGCAGCUGCUUGCUGCCGCGCCCAGAGUGGUCGGCCCGCAGGGGCUUCUGUAUGUCGCCCAAAGGGAACUCGCCGCAGCUGUGCCACAUGACAAAAACGUCAGUAUCAUAGGCUCUGACGACGCCACAUCAUGUAUUAUAGUAGUCGUGAGACAUUCAGGGUCUGGUGCGGUGGCGCUGGCGCACCUGGAUGGGUCAGGCACGGAUGAGGCAGCAGCUGCUCUGGUUGCGCGGGCGCUGCACCUCGCUGCCGGUUACCCGGAAGGCCGGCUGGAGCUGCAGCUAGUCGGCGGUUUUACUGACCCACAUAGAUACUCCGAUGAUCUAUUCGCCAAUAUUAUGCUAUCAUUCCACCGUUUGUCCGAGGAGAUCGACCUGACGAUGGCAUGUUGCUGUGAACUGAAUACUGCGCUGGGCGGGGGCGCGGGCUCGCCCCUUGUGACUGGUGUUGGUGUGGACGUUCGCGCCGGAGACCUCUUCCCCGCCACAUUCCCUGACAAGGGCCCCGAGAUGCCGCUACGAGCUGCUAGGACUAUCACUGGAGGCCCUAACUCUGCACAAGUGUUGGACAUCUACGACAACGGUGUGGGCAUGUUGCGCAUCGGGCCGUUCAACUACGACCCUCUGCGCGGAGUGGACCUCUGGCUGGAGCAGACUGACGACUUCAUACUGAAGCAUCUCAGCACCACGCCCAACGCGGAGCCGCCGCAUUUCGUGCACCAUAUCCGUGUGACGCUAAAGUUCAUCCAGACGCACCCGUUCCCCGCGGUGACCGUGUUCCCGGACAACCGGCCGCACUUCUACCGCCGCGACGAGCACACCGGCCUCUGGGUCUCUAUGCGCUUCUAAUUGCACCUGUCACACAACUGUCAUACACCUGU